Molecule: messenger RNA, 3890 nt
Organism: Choloepus didactylus (southern two-toed sloth)
Lineage: Eukaryota; Metazoa; Chordata; Mammalia; Pilosa; Megalonychidae
Gene: KIF17
Product: kinesin family member 17
Exons: 15
Coding region: 289-3375 (1028 amino acids)
Biological process (GO): microtubule-based movement
Molecular function (GO): microtubule motor activity; microtubule binding; ATP binding
Source: RefSeq, a predicted model, not a curated record
GGGGCUUCAGGGACGGGCGAGGCCGGGCGCAGGAGCAGGCUGCGGCACCGGCUCGGGUCGCGCGAAUCCCCCGCGGACCCCGCGCCCCUCCUCCUCUCCUCGGGGCGCCCCCCGGGGAGUCCCGCCCCCUCGCCGCGGCCCCGCCCCUGCCGCGAGGCCCCGCCUCCCGCGGUUGGCGCUGGCGGGGUCCCCGGGACCGGGCCGCCAGGGGUGCCCCGCGGGGCUGUAGUGUCCCCCGGCGCCGGCGUCUGCCUCAGGCCGUGCCGCAGGGGACCGGGCCGCGGCGCCAUGGCCUCCGAGUCGGUGAAAGUAGUGGUGCGCUGCCGCCCCAUGAACCAGCGGGAGCGGGAGCUGAACUGCCAGACGGUGGUGACAGCGGACUGCGCGCGCGGCCAGUGCUUCAUCCAGAACCCGGGCGCCGCCGACGAGCCUCCCAAGCAGUUCACCUUCGACGGCGCCUACUACAUGGACCACUUCACCGAGCAGAUCUACAACGAGAUCGCCUACCCGCUGGUGGAGGGUGUCACCGAGGGCUACAAUGGCACCAUCUUUGCCUACGGCCAGACGGGCAGCGGGAAGUCCUUCACCAUGCAGGGCCUGCCGGAGCCCCCCACCCAGAGAGGCAUCAUCCCCAGGGCCUUCGAGCACAUUUUUGAGAGUGUCCAGUGUGCAGAGAAUACCAAGUUCCUGGUCCGGGCCUCCUACCUGGAGAUCUACAACGAAGACGUCCGUGACCUGCUGGGGGCUGACACCAAACAGAAGCUGGAGCUGAAGGAGCACCCGGAGAAGGGGGUGUAUGUGAAGGGGCUGUCGAUGCACACGGUGCAAAGCGUGGCCCAGUGCGAGCGCAUCAUGGAGAUGGGCUGGAAGAACCGCUCCGUCGGCUACACCCUGAUGAACAAAGACUCGUCACGCUCCCACUCCAUCUUCACCAUCAGCAUCGAGAUCUAUGCUGUGGAUGAGCGGGGCAAGGACCACCUUCGAGCAGGCAAGCUGAACCUAGUGGACCUGGCAGGCAGCGAGCGGCAGUCCAAGACGGGUGUCACGGGGGAGCGGCUCAAGGAGGCCACCAAGAUCAACCUGUCGCUGUCAGCACUGGGCAACGUCAUCUCGGCCCUGGUGGACGGGCGCUGCAAGCACAUCCCCUACCGGGACUCAAAGCUGACACGACUGCUGCAGGACUCCCUUGGUGGCAACACCAAGACGCUAAUGGUGGCUUGCCUGUCACCGGCUGACAACAACUACGACGAGACUCUCAGCACGUUGCGCUAUGCCAACCGUGCCAAGAACAUCAAGAACAAGCCUCACAUCAACGAGGACCCCAAAGACGCCCUUCUGCGUGAGUACCAGGAGGAGAUCAAGAGGCUCAAGGCCAUUCUGGCCCAGCAGAUGAGCCCUGACAACCUGUCAGCCCUGCUGUCCAACCAGGUAUCCCUCAACGCGGUCCAGGUGGAGAAGCCAUUGCUCCCACCCGUGAUCCAGCAUGACACAGAGGCCGAGAAGCAGCUGAUCCGGGAGGAGUAUGAGGAGCGCCUGGCCAGGCUGAAGGCCGACUACGAGGCAGAGCAGGAGUCUCGGGCCCGGCUGGAGGAGGAUAUCACUGCCAUGCGCAACUCUUACAAUGUCCAACUGUCCACGCUGGAGGAGAACCUGCGGAAGGAGACAGAGGCUGUCCUGAAGCCAGAGGUCCUCUACAAGGCUGAGGUCAUGUCCAGGGCUGAGUUCGCCAACAGGUCUGAGUACUUCCCUGCUUUCCAGUAUGAGGAGGCCUUCAAACCCGAGAUCUAUUCCAUGCCCGAUACUCUGCCCAGCACUGAUACCUCCAAGACUGAGAUUUUGUCCAGGUAUGAUGAGCCACUCAAGGUGGGGACCUCCAAGUCUGAGAUUUCUCUCGGGUCUGAUGAGUUGUUCAAGUUGGAAGAAACGUCCAUGUCCGAGACCUUUCCUGGGCCUGAUGAGCCCUCCAACCUGGAGUUCGCUGUGUCCGAGAUGGAGUCUAAAAGCAAAUACUUCUCUGAUGAGUAUCUCAGCCUGGAGGCCACCAAGCCCCUGCAGGAGGAAGCCCCCUACCUCGGGGAAGAGGAGCCUGAACUUGCACCCCUGGAGCUGUUACCAGUCCUGCAGGACCCAUUUGCUGAGCUGGAAGCCAAGCUCGCCAGGCUCUCCUCCACUGUGGCCAGGGCAGAUGUACCCGAGGUGGACACGCCCAAGGUCUCCACGCAGCACCCCUCUCUGACGGAUCUGCUGCAGCCCGGUGGCCCCAGACCCAAAGCUGAGACAGCCGACGACCUGCUGCCCGUGAGUGAGGUUGAUCUGGUCCUGGAAGCGGCCGAGGAGGUGGUGCUGGCAGCAGAGUCCGGUGUGGAGGCCGAAGCCGAGGCCCAGGAGGCCUUGGUGGCUCAGCCACCGCUUCCGCAGGCCCUGGGAAGCACGAGAAGGGAGAGCGUGGGCGUGGAGGUGGCGGUGCUGACCGACGACCUACUGCCCAUCGUGGACCAGCAGCAGGUGCUGGCCCGUUUGCAGCUGUUGGAGCAGCAGGUGGUCGGCGGGGAGCAGGCCAAGAACAAGGACCUGAAGGAAAAGCACAAGCGGCGGAAGCGGUACGCGGACGAGCGCAAAAAGCAGCUGGUGGCGGCCCUGCAGAACUCCGAUGAGGACGGCGGGGAGUGGGUGCUGCUUAACGUCUACGACUCCAUCCAGGAGGAAGUGAGGGCCAAAAGCAAGCUGCUGGAGAAGAUGCAAAGGAAGCUUCGGGCAGCAGAGGUGGAGAUAAAAGAUCUGCAGUCGGAGUUUGAGCUGGAGAAGAUCGAUUACUUGGCCACCAUCCGCAGGCAGGAACGUGACUUCAUGCUCUUCCAGCAGCUCCUGGAGCAGGUGCAGCCCCUGAUUCGCCGUGACUGUAACUACAGCAACCUGGAGAAGAUUAGGCGCGAGUCCUCCUGGGAUGAGGAUAAUGGCUUCUGGAAGAUCCCUGAGCCCAUCAUCAUAAAAACCAGCCUCCCAGUAGCAGUUUCAACAGGGCCACAGAACAAACCAGUCCGUAAAACCUCUGCAGCAGACAAUGGUGAACUAGGCAUGGAAGAAGACCGCUACAAGCUGAUGCUCAGUCGCAGCGAUAGCGAAAAUAUUGCCAGUAACUACUUCCGACCCAAGCGGGCCAGCCAGAUCCUCAGCACAGACCCCAUGAGGAGCCUGACGCGUCACAACUUGCCGCCAGGCCUCAGCUCCCCGCUCAGCAACAACUCUGCCUUGUCACCCACCCAGGUCCCCGAAAUGCCCCAGCCCCGGCCCUUCCGCCUCGAGUCCCUCGACAUCCCCUUCACCAAGGCCAAGCGUAAGAAAAGCAAAAGCAACUUUGGCAGUGAGCCCCUGUGAACACAGCUGCCCGCCGCUGCCCUGCCUUGGGGCUUUCUCGAGACUGCCAGGCCCUCCCAGGGCAGCCCCAGCCAGACUCCCCCCACCUGCCUACCACAGAGGGGGCCCCUCAGCCCUGGGAAGAUACUUUCCCUUCCCCAUUCUCUAGAGAGCUCGUCCAGGGCUAGGAAACCCCCUUGGAGAGGCCCGAUCCGGCUCUCCCAUCGCAUCAGUGUUGCCAUCUGCCCACCUGCCAGCGGAGCCUGCUGUCUGUGCCACCAUGUUGAUCUCUGCCUUGAUGGGCUCAGAAACCUUAGCCCUGUGUGCACCUGACAAGCCUUCACCAGCAGCCCCAACAGAGUAUGCAGCCCCUCCAGUGGGGAUGAAGCGGAACAUCUUGGCGAUUGAGAAUUGUGCCUUCCAAAGAUAGGCCCUGCGAGAUGAGCACGGAAAUCCUGGAGCAGCUGCAGGCUGGUCUGUGGCCAGAGAAGGCCACUUCACAUUAAGCUGCCCCAAUAAACUGCCUUUUAAGAACA